GCAAGAGUAAGUAGGAACAUACGUGUAUAGCUGUGUACUCACCAAUGAACGUCAAGCUUUACAAGCAGAUGACACUCAAUGAAUUCUAACGCGCUGAAAACACCAAUCGAGCACCAUUCAUUCAUAUUCUUCAAAUAUUAAGACCAUUUCUUGCAGUAAUUCUCUAUCAACGUGGCAAGCCGGGUUUUGGUUUUCGUCUUACUUCGGCAUUAAUUUGUGUCGCAUCCAAUUGACGCACACUUCAAAUUCUUGCAACAUCCUCUGCCUCGUUAGUCGGUAAAGGUCAGGUGGACAAAAUGAGUUUCGGUAGUGUUUUGGCACCUCCAUGUCACGAUUACUUUUUCCACUCCAACUCUAAUGAUAACAUGUCAGUUAUUUAUAACUGCUCCAGCGAAUAUUAUGCGGCUGCUGCUGGUUUUGCUUCAUCGUCAGUCACGUCAGAUCAUUACCAUAAUCCAAAACAAGUGUGCAGUCAAAACCAGCCAGUGAGGGAUGUCGAGCUGCAGCAAAAUAACUGGAGCUUCUCUAAGUAUGAGUCGAUACUACAAAAUUCCCGUCUGGAAGGUCAUCUCCCGUCAACUGCUUGUCAACCUUUGAAGGCGCCUAAUAAGAGUGGACGCCUGUUGGGAGCUCCGGAAACGGGAAUAAUGUUCUGCGGUAAACCGAGGAUUGUUAAGCGCCGUGCCUCUGCAAAUAAGAAGGAACGCCGACGGACGCUUAGUAUUAACAGUGCCUUCUCUAAUUUACGCCAACGUAUUCCCUUCAUUCCGCUUGAUACCAAGUUGUCCAAAAUUAAAACCUUGCGAUUAGCCACUAGCUAUAUUGCGUAUCUCAUGGAUUUCCUGGAUGCCAAUGAAAACCAAAAAGACAUUCCCGAACGCAGCUUUAAAACGGUGGUUACGAAAACGCUGGAGACUCGGGAAAGAAGAAAGCGAGAGUUGUUGAAGGCUGUCAUCAAUGCCGAACGGAUUUCUAGAUCCGCCUACAAAGAAACACCUAACAUAGUGCGCAAUGUUAACCGAACCGGCUGGCCGCAACAUGUAUGGGCUUCCGAACUUGGACAGAACAUCCCUGCAGCUCGGGAUUCCGGAGAACCGGCUACCUGAUUGACUGGACGAUGAAUAUGUAUAACUCUGUGGGAGCUGGGGAUAGCUAAUUGAUUUAAUUAUUUUUUUAUGCAAACGGGUUAGCUAUGUAAUGACGACAAACAAGCUGUAUAACGAUUAAAAAUAAUUCUCGUAUUAAACUUGCAAACUAUUUGAUACGUGCCACCAGGCUUUAGUGAUUAAAAUUGGAUCCUUGAACCAAGUUAACAGCCCACAAAUUUUUAUAUCGUACGAAUUACAA
This is a messenger RNA of Paramacrobiotus metropolitanus, 1347 nucleotides long. RefSeq names its product transcription factor Atoh8-like. Gene Ontology annotation, biological process: developmental process; regulation of transcription by RNA polymerase II. The record is from RefSeq and is a predicted model, not a curated record. The transcript has 2 exons. NCBI's taxonomy places the organism in Eukaryota, Metazoa, Tardigrada, Eutardigrada, Parachela, Macrobiotidae. Gene Ontology annotation, molecular function: protein dimerization activity; DNA-binding transcription factor activity, RNA polymerase II-specific; RNA polymerase II transcription regulatory region sequence-specific DNA binding. The coding region runs from base 297 to 1106 and encodes 269 amino acids.